This is a messenger RNA of Lottia gigantea (owl limpet), 399 nucleotides long. RefSeq lists its product as hypothetical. The transcript has a single exon. NCBI's taxonomy places the organism in Eukaryota, Metazoa, Mollusca, Gastropoda, Lottiidae. Bases 1 to 399 code for a protein of 132 amino acids. The record is from RefSeq and is a predicted model, not a curated record.
AUGAAAUCUUAUGUUGACAAGAGGAGAAAUGCCAGAGAAACGAAUCUGAAAGUUGGUGAUUACGUCAGAACAAAAAGACCGGUACAACGACAUAAACUUCAGUCAACAUUGUCUAAUCCGAAAUCUAUUACUCAACGCCUAGGAAAGUCAUCGUUUCGUUUAAGUGAUGGUAGCUGUUGGAACGCAAGAAGAUGUAUACGCGCUUACCAAAACCACGAUCACGAAGAAAAUGAUCAAUAUCCAUUUUACCAUAAUUUCGAUAAUGUGCUACCAAAUGACAAUGUUCCUCCUGACAUUCCAAAUCAGAACAAUCGGCGAAAUCGUAAUCGAGUAGUUCCAGUUCGUAAUCAUCCACAAAGAAUUCGGCAUAGACCUGCCUAUUUGAACGAUUAUGUUUAA